Molecule: messenger RNA, 2623 nt
Organism: Chondrus crispus (carragheen)
Lineage: Eukaryota; Rhodophyta; Florideophyceae; Gigartinales; Gigartinaceae
Product: fusion protein of aspartate kinase and homoserine dehydrogenase
Biological process (GO): L-homoserine biosynthetic process; aspartate family amino acid biosynthetic process
Molecular function (GO): NADP binding; aspartate kinase activity; homoserine dehydrogenase activity
Source: RefSeq, a predicted model, not a curated record
UCCUCGUCGUCGUGUCCGCCGUCGCAGGCGUCACCGACAAGCUGCUCGCGCUCGUCGACGUCGCCGUCGGACGCAGCCCCGACCGGCACUACCUCGAGAUGCUGGACGACGUCGUCGCCGUGCACCGCGCCAUCGCGGCGGCCCUGCUCCCGCGCGACGGAUGCGACGCCUUUCUCGCCACCCUCCGAGCUAACACUAAGGACUUGCAGGACUUGCUCAGGGCCACUUGGAUUGCGCGGUCCGCAUCCACGAGGAUGAAGGACCUCGUCGUGGGCCACGGAGAGCUCUGGUCCACCCAGCUGCUCUGGGCCGUCGUGCGGAGCAAGCGCCCUGCCGCGUGCUCGUGGAUGGAUGCGCGUGAUGUUCUUGUUGCGCGCACGAGCGAGGCUAGCGCGGUGAGGAAGAUCGUCGAGAUGGCCAACAGCCGCCCGUUGCUCGACGACUGGCUCCUCUCGAAUCCUACCAAUAUCGUCAUUUCCACGGGCUUUGUGUGCCAGGAUAAGGACGGCGUCCCCAGCACGCUGGGGAGGAAUGGCUCCGAUUACUCGGCCGCCGUGUUUGCCAACUUGCUCCACGCAAACGAACUCCAGAUUUGGACAGACGUCGACGGCGUCUUCUCAGCGGAUCCUAGGGUCGUGCCCGAUGCCGUCGUCAUCCCGGACAUGAGCUACAAGGAGGCCGCCGAGUUGGCCUACUUUGGCGCCAAGAUUCUGCAUCCGGAUACUAUGGCCCCGAUCAUUGAGAGCUCUAUCCCGAUGCGCAUCCGAAAUACGUUUAAUACCUCCUCCCGAGGCACUCUUGUGCACUCUGGAGACGUGGCCGCGCCCUCUGCCGCGGAAACCCAGCAGAAGCAAAGUAUCCGUCAAGACAUGGCGGGCGUCAAGGGUUUCACAACGGUACAGGACGUUUCCAUUGUCAACAUCGAAGGAACGGGUAUGAUUGGUGUACCUGGCAUCGCUUCCAAGGCUUUCGGAGCCUUGUUCCAGAAGAGCGUCUCUGUGAUUCUCAUUGCCCAAGCAAGCUCAGAGUUUUCCAUUUGCGUCGCAAUUCCUAGUUCCCAAUGCGAAGUGGCUGUCGGAGCAGUCAAACAAGCCUUCCGCGCAGAACUCGCGGAUGGACUUGUCUCUUCCAUCUCCCCGGUCCCAGAAUGCAGUAUCCUGGCUAUGGUAGGCGAGCAGAUGCAACAAAGGCCAGGUGUCUCGUCACGCCUCUUCUCAUCGCUUACACGAGCCGGUGUGAAUAUCGUUGCCAUGGCGCAGGGGUCUUCGGAGCACAACAUAUCCGUCGUCGUGAGCGCAGAGAGUGAGAGUAGGGCUCUCCGAGCCGCCCAUGCAGCCUUCUACUUGUCCGAUCAAACAGUGUCUCUAGGUGUCAUCGGACCGGGGGUUGUUGGUGGUGUCUUUUUAGAGCAAGUCCGGAGCCAGCUCCAGAAGCUUAAAGGCAAGUUCUCCGUUGAUUUGCGGGUUCGCGGGAUUGCUCGGGCAUCAAAGAUGAUCUUCGGAGAGCCGCUCUCUCUGGAUACCUGGCGGAAAGAAUUUGAGGGUCCGAAUGCGCUACCGACUGAUUUGAAUGCUUUCGCUGAUCGUAUUCAGGAUACGGCUCUCCCCCAUGCUGUCAUAGUCGAUUGCACAGCUUCAGAUAAGGUAUCAUCGUACUAUGCCGAAUGGUUGAGACGUGGCAUUCACAUCAUUACGCCCAACAAAAAAGCGAAUUCCGGACCCAUGGAGUAUUAUCGAAGUAUUAGAGCCGGUCAACAGAGGCUCAAGUCGCACUUUUUUUAUGAGGCCAACGUCGGCGCCGGUCUUCCCAUUAUCUCGUCUAUUCGAGACCUUUUGCGGACAGGGGACGAGUUUCUACAAAUUGAGGGUAUAUUUUCGGGGACAUUGAGCUUUAUCUUCAACGAGUUUGACGGAUCAGAACCAUUUUCGGCAGUCGUUUCAAAGGCAAAAGCGAACGGAUAUACAGAACCUGACCCCCGAGACGACCUCAGUGGCAUGGACGUAGCCCGAAAGGUUGUGAUUUUAGCGCGAGAGAUCGGCAUAGAUAUUGAACUGGGCGAUGUUCCUGUCAAGAGUUUGGUGCCGGAGGCCCUCACCGGCUCCGACGUGAGCAUUGAUGACUUCAUGUCUCGCCUACCGGAUUAUGACCAUGAGCUCACAGAUAUGGCCAACGAGGCGGCGAAAGCGAGUGAACUCUUGCGAUACGUUGGGGUAGUUAAUGCGCAAACAGGAAAGUGUGCCGUAGAACUACGAAGAUAUUCAAGUAGUCACCCAUUUGGCCGUCUCGAGGGCUCAGAUAAUAUUGUUUCAUUCAGAACAACGCGAUAUGAUAGUCAACCACUGGUGGUGCAGGGGCCGGGGGCCGGUGCAGACGUAACAGCAGCCGGCGUCUUCUCGGACCUACUUCGUCUCACAGGAUACUUGGGGGCUCCAUCGCAUGAAGACUCGUGACCUGUUGCUGUUACAUACAGCGAUACCACGCUCUACGCACAAGAGACUGCUGUAGUGGAAAAGUAAGUUCUUGAGACAAAGAUGUGUAAAGGAAGAACUGAUUCCCGUCAGCGCAGGACUCGCGGUCUUCGCGAGACGAAGAUGCACUGUCAUCAGCUCUGUAGGUUUUGCCA